UAGAAAACAAUGGGGGCUGUUCAUCUUUAUUGCUAACAUGAUUACCUUCUACGCGAAUAGUACAAUUACAAGGGAUGAUGCGUCCAAUCAAUUUCCCUUGAGAAAAAUAUUUGAAUAAACAACAGAAAGAUCUUUGGUCAUCCAAUUCUGAUACAGAAUCUAUGCUCAGUGCUCACCCCUUUGGUUUCGCUCCAAUCGCUUCUGCGCCUUUGGCCCACAAACAGCUCUUCCCCACCAACAAAAAAUACCUUCCAUUUCUUUCCUUCACUUCACCUCUGCAACUUCAAUAAAUAAUUCUCAAAAACUUUCUUGCUGUUGGAAUAAAUAUAUAUAAAUAUCAAAAGGGCCGAAAAGAUUUGUAAAAUAAUAAAAACCCAUCUUGGAUUUUUGUUUGUUUGUAAUGUUUAUUUAUUUGUAUUAGAUUAUUAUUAUUAUUUUUGGGGUUGUGGUAUACGUACUUGUAUACGUAUAUAUACUUAUAUAUAUAUUUGUACGGAUAAGCUUGCCGGCGAUGCCGACGCCGGUGGGCGUAGCGCGCCAAUGCUUGGCGGCUGCUGCGGCAUCUGUUUUGGAUGACGCCGUAGCUGUGGCGAAGCGGCGGGGCCACGCGCAGACGACGUCUUUGCAUACCGUAUCGGCGCUACUAGCUCUACCUGCCUCAACUCUCCGGGAGGCUUGCGCACGCUCCAGGAGCAGCGCGUACUCUCCACGCCUCCAGUUCUGUGCUCUGGAACUCUGCGUAGGUGUCGCCCUCGAUAGGGUUUCGGUCUCGAAGUCCGCCGGCGACGAGCCGCCGGUUUCGAAUUCCCUGAUGGCAGCAAUCAAGAGAUCUCAGGCCAAUCAGAGGCGCCAUCCGGAAACCUUUCAUCUGUAUCAGCAACAGCUGAGUUCGAAUUCUCAGAAUUGUCCUCCGAUUUCAGCGGUGAAAGUUGAGUUAAAGCAUUUCAUAAUAUCCAUUUUGGAUGACCCGAUAGUCAGCCGGGUAUUCGGUGACGCGGGUUUCCGGGCGCACGAGAUAAAGUUGGCGAUUCUAAAUCCUCUCAGCACGUCGAGGUUCUCGUCGACUACCUCUCGCCCCCCGCCCCUGUUCCCGUACAGUUUGAGUGAUCUCGAACUGAACAAACGCGGCCCUAACUUCCCGUUCGCCGAGACUGCUGCUACAGAAAACGCUGAUGACAAUUCAAGAAGAAUAGGGGAAAUUCUUUUGAAGAGAAGUAGGAGAAAUCCGCUGCUCAUUGGUGUUUGUGCAAGUGAUGCGCAUAGGAAUUUCUUAGAUUGUUUAAAAAGGAGUGAAACUGGAGUUCUACCAAAAGCCAUUGAUGGUUUGAGUGUGGUUUCGGUCGACCACGAGAUGUACGAGUUUAUCAGUGGUUCUAUGAAUGAAGAGACAAUGGAAAUGAAGUUUAAACAAAUGGAUGAAAUGGUGGAGGACUGCCAAGGGCCUGGGAUUAUCGUAAACUGUGGGGACUUAAAGGCGUUUGUGGAUGUCGAAUCGGUGGAUUCUGUUAAUUAUGUGGUGUCUAAGCUGAAGACAUCAUUGAUCAACUCUGGUGGAAAAUUGUGGUUGAUUGUGUUUCUUUCACGUGAUGAUGAUUAUAAGAAGCUAUUAGAGCGGAUUCCGUCAAUUGAGAUGGACUGGGAUUUGCAUCUCCUGCCCAUUACCACUUCCAUUGGAGGAAAGUGUUUCAAAUCCAGCUUGAUGAGGUCAUUUGUCCCAUUUGGUGGAUUCUUUUCCUUGCCAUCUGAGCUUGAAAGUGUAUCCAGCAGUGCAACUCCAUCCUUGAGACUUUGCAACUUGUGCAAUGAAAAGUAUGAGAAAGAAGUCUCUGCUGUUCUGAAGGGAGGCUCAAUAGAUUCAGUCGCUGACAAGCAGUUGGUAAAUCUAUCCUCUCGGCUGCAAAGUACUGAAUGUGAAACAAGCAGGAAAUCUAGCAUAGUACAGGCCAAAGAAGACAAAAUCAUAUUGGAUUCCAGAGUUAUGGCGUUGCGGAGGAAAUGGGCUGACAUCUGCCAGGGCCUCCAUUGUUCUUGGACAUCUGAACAGGAUAUUUCUCCAGCCAAGUCACAUACUUCUAGUGUUCCAUCUCUACAAAAUGUUCCUACCUGGAAGGACACUGCUGUUACGGGUUCAUUUUUAAAUGAAAACAGAGUCACUAACUUAAGUCCUUGCACGUCUUCAGAAUUGGAAAACAAUUCUCUGUCAAGGCAAAAUAUCCCUAGGCCUGUUUUGUCGAGUGCUGGGCUUAUUGCAGUAGCAGAAAGAUCAGUCCAAGGUUUUGAGUUGAAUGACCUUGGGGACCUCUCCACUUCUCAGCAAAAGAUGAGCCCAUCUAUUGCUUGUACGUCUCCACUCUCCAUUUCUGUGGCCACAGAUUUGAGGCUUGGAACACUUUAUGAUUCUGCUGAGGAAUGCAGAAGAAAACCCAACUUGCCGGAGUAUGACAAUGGCAUUCGGAACUUUGAAUCAUCUAGAAGCCAUGAGAAAUCUCCCAGUCAAGUUGCACAGUCUUCAUCUUGCUGUCAUCAUCUUGAGAAACAGGUGUUGUAUAUGAAAGACCUUGAACACCCGUGGAAAGUUCUGGCUGAGAAGUUUUACUGGCAGAUGGAAGCCAUUCAAACUAUUAGUCGAACACUGUCACGUGUCAGAAAUGAAAAUAGAAGCUAUCAUUGCUCAAAUAGAGGAAAUGUUUGGCUCAGCUUUCUGGGACCUGAUAAAGUGGGGAAGAGAAAAAUAGCUGCUGCUGUUGCUGAGAUAGUUUUUGGCCGAAAGGAACACUUGCUAUAUUUGGAUCUAAGCUCUGAGCAUGUGGUUGGACCGUUUGACUCAAUUGUUGAUUGCUAUGCCUCAAAAUAUUGUAACAUAAACGCAGGGAGGAAAAUGAUGGUUGAUUACCUUGCUGGUGAGCUGCACAAGCAUCCUCAUUCUGUUGUGUUCCUUGAAAAUGUAGAAAAGGCAGAUAUCUUGGUUCGGAAUAGUUUAUCUCAAGCCAUCAAAACAUGUAAAUUUCGAGAUUCCCACGGUCGGGAUAUCAACAUCAAGGACAAUGUGUUUAUCCUUGCAUCGAGUGUCCUAAAGGUCAGUGGAGAUCUCCUUUUCGGCAAAUUAGGAUCUGAAUUUCCAGAAGAAAAAGUAUUAGAGGCCAAAAAUUUGCAGAUGCAAAUUGUAGUAGGAUCUGCAGGUGGAAUUUACACCAGGAACAAUAGUACGAAUGUUUCAGUUACCCCAAGUAAAACAGACCCUAACCAUUUUCCUGUUAAUAAAAGGAAAUGGAACAAUGACGACUCUUCCAACACUGAGUUGUCAAAACGAGCCUGUCGAUUGCCCAGCUCCAUCAUUGACUUAAAUUUACCUGUGGAGGAUAUGGACGACGACAGUGACAUUGAUAUAAGGGAUGAUAGUAAUGACAGCUCAGAUAAUUCGGAAGUGUGGUUGGAAGGAUUGCUUGAGCAUCUUGAUGAAAACGUGGUCUUCAAACCAUAUGAUUUUGAUUCUCUUACUCACAAAAUAUUGAAGGAGAUCGAUGCAUGGUUAAAGAAAGUAGUUGGCGACAAAAUUUUGCUAGAAAUUGAUAGAGAAGUAAUUGUUCAAAUACUCGCAGCUGCUUGGUCAACCGACAGAAAAGAUGCAUUGGAGGAUUGGAUCGAACAGGUCCUCUGUCCGAGUGUGAAGGAAGCCCAAGAAAAGUGCAAUGUUACUUCUGGUUGUGUAAUGAAAUUAGCACGCUGUGAUGGCCUUGUUGCAGAAGCACAGGCUCCCGGAGUGUGCCUUCCAGCACGGAUAAGUGUGAACUGAUAUUCAUCCAGGUGUGCUUUUUGUAACUCUUGUAUGAUGUUGUUAAUAUGCGGAAUCAUUCUCACAGUCAAGUGGUCUCAUAAUGCAUUAUUAGUCCCUUUUCCACAACUUACAAGCACUAGAUGGUUCUCGUAACAUUCGUUCUAGACUUUCUGCAAGUGGCCUAGCUUCUCUUUUUUGUGAAUUGUCUUCGGAGAUUUCUCCUUCUCACUGAUAACUUGCAGUUUGCUUGCACAUAUAAUGUGUACUGAAUGAGAAGUUGGAGGAUCAGACAUCUCUAAUAUGUACAUUGAUCCAAAAUUAAUCAGCAGAGAAAACAGUUUCUGUGUUUCAAUUGUAUGUCUUGCGCUCUAUCUGAAGUUGAUCUAUCUGAAUGUUUUCUGCUUA
Messenger RNA from Sesamum indicum (sesame), 4180 nucleotides. Its product is annotated as protein SMAX1-LIKE 6. The record is from RefSeq and is a predicted model, not a curated record. Gene Ontology annotation, molecular function: ATP hydrolysis activity; ATP binding. Lineage: Eukaryota; Viridiplantae; Streptophyta; Magnoliopsida; Lamiales; Pedaliaceae.